This is a messenger RNA of Blastomyces gilchristii SLH14081, 618 nucleotides long. RefSeq lists its product as uncharacterized. Lineage: Eukaryota; Fungi; Ascomycota; Eurotiomycetes; Onygenales; Ajellomycetaceae. The record is from RefSeq and is a predicted model, not a curated record. The transcript is spliced from 2 exons. The coding region runs from base 1 to 618 and encodes 205 amino acids.
AUGGACUGCGAAGAGCUGAAAGCAGGCCAACAAAUACUACAGGCACAAAAUUCGGAUCUUAAAGAAGAGAUAACUACCUUGAAAACUCAAAUCAACCAACCGUCGUGGGCAUCGAUCGCCGCCAUAGGUGCGGGUGAACACCCCCCCAACCCCACACCACCCCCGCCCUCCAAGCCAAAGAACAGGGACCAGAAGGACGCGCUACUAUGCAUCCGGAUCAGCACAGUGAUCACACCUACGCCUAGCGACAAGACGGAAGACUCUCUCACAAGAUACCUGCCAGCAGAAGAAGUCAAAAACCGAGUGGUAAAGGCACUGCGCAAGAACAAGCCAACAGAAGCUGCUGAAAUUGAUGAAGCCUUGAAGGAAGCAGCCAACAAGAAUAGUGAAUGGUUAAGGGACCUGGGCGACCAGACAAAAGUGGUCAGACCACAGUUCGGGAUCGUGGUACACCGCACGCCGACCCGCGAGAUUAACCUGACAGAUGAUAAGGCCAGAAGCAUCACCAAAAUAACAGAAGAAAAUGAGCUCACAGAUAAAGGGUUCAAAAUUGUGAAUAUUGCAUGGCUCAAGAGAAGGGACUCCGACCUGAGAGUGUCUGCGUUGCUUGGAAUCUGA